GAUUAUUGAGGAAAGUAUUGAGAGAUCUAGAACUUUCUGGGCGAACUUCCGUGCGAAGAAACUCGAGCUAAAAUCUGGUAUCGGAUUCAUAAUUCAUUCCACAAUUCACAAAUCUCGCCAUUGUUGUAGCGAAAGAAAGAGGAGAAACUCCAAUCAAAUUCGGAGAUGGAUAGAGGAAGAAGAGGCGGAGGGAUGGUAGGGCUGCUUCUGCUGCAGGCGCUGAGCGAGUAUGGCCGCCUCGACCGCAAGCCUCCCGUCACGGCAGGCCUCAUCGCCGCUAAUACACUUAUCUACCUGCGCCCUAAAUUUCUCGAUCCAAUCCUCCCCACACUCAAUCAAGUCUGGUUCAAUCCGCACCUCAUUGUCAAGAACAAGGAUUUGAAGCGCUUUAUUUUAUCAGCAUUCUACCACACUGGUGAACCCCACCUUGUGUACAACAUGUUAUCACUACUGUGGAAGGGAAUACAGUUGGAGAAUGCAAUGGGAAGCUUCGAAUUCGCAUCAAUGGUGGCAGCUCUACUCGGUAUGUCUCAAGGCAUCACAUUACUGCUAGCCAAAUCCCUCGUGCUCUUCGACUACGAGAAAGCCUACUACAAUGAAUACGCCGUGGGGUUCUCUGGCGUGCUCUUCGCCAUGAAAGUCGUGCUCUACUCUCAGUCGGAUAGCUAUACAUACGUGCACGGACUUAUGGUCCCUGCACGCUAUGCCGCGUGGGCAGAGCUUGUUCUCAUCCAAAUGCUGGUACCCGGAGUCUCCUUUCUGGGUCAUCUCGGGGGAAUUCUUGCUGGGAUCUCCUACUUGUAUCUCACGGGUGCACGAUCUUGUGCUAACCCGUUUGUGAAGAUAAUGAGGGGUGCCGCCCGUCUGUUAGGUUGGCCGUUGAGAUACGUGAAUGGUAUGUUUCGACCUUCAUCUGGCCGAGUGUUUGGAAGGGGAACUCUUCGUGGGAGGGAGACUCCGGGUGUAUGGAGCUGUGGAGCAUGUACGUACGAGAACUCGGGGUUGUUGAAUGUUUGCGAGAUGUGUGGGACAGAACGCGAUGGCGAUGCGGAUGGAUUCACACCGACGGCCGGUGGUGGGGCCAUUUCGGUCGAGGAGCUACGGCAGCGGAGAGUCGAGAGAUUUGGUAGGUGGUGAUAUGAAAGUUGGCGACAUUGGGAGAGUGAGAAGAUUCUUAAGAGAUGAAACCAUUUGUUGUAAUUAAUCAUAUAGUUUGCAAGAAACAAGAAAUGUAGCACAGCAAGAACUAUAGGCCGAGGGCAUCGAUCCUCUUCACGCUUGUAUAUCUUGGCAUUGGCAUACAUUUUAAGAUUAUCUUCUUUUGUAAAGAAAAAAGUUUUAUUACAUAUCUGAAAAAUUGCUAGUUUUCAGGACGGAAA
Molecule: messenger RNA, 1379 nt
Organism: Salvia miltiorrhiza (redroot sage)
Lineage: Eukaryota; Viridiplantae; Streptophyta; Magnoliopsida; Lamiales; Lamiaceae
Product: rhomboid-like protein 14, mitochondrial
Exons: 2
Coding region: 166-1137 (323 amino acids)
Cellular component (GO): membrane
Molecular function (GO): serine-type endopeptidase activity
Source: RefSeq, a predicted model, not a curated record